Molecule: messenger RNA, 1268 nt
Organism: Camellia sinensis
Lineage: Eukaryota; Viridiplantae; Streptophyta; Magnoliopsida; Ericales; Theaceae
Source: RefSeq, a predicted model, not a curated record
UGAAUCAUCCCAAAUCAAAACAACCAGAUUCACAUGCUCCGCCUCCUUCAAACUGGGGAAAAUUUGGGGAAAGUUCAUCACUUCACGCCAAUGCUCCUAGGGCAGAGGAUCCAGUCUGUGAGCAGGCUAAGGCUAUUAAACAAACAUCGGAUUGGAUAAUAACAGGUCAGGUAAAUAACUUUAUAGUGUUGCGGGCAGGCAGGAACCCUAGCCGCCGACUGCCCCGUUUUCAUCUGCAGUAUCAUUAAUCUGCAGGGUUUAUCCACAGCGCAAUCAAACUAAAACCCCGUGGCUCUGCGUUUUGUUCUUGAGAGGAUGGUGAAAAUCAAAACUGGGUAUGUCAAUCCAAAGCUUGGAUUUUGGUUUGCCAGCAGCGCUUUCAAACCCCAGUUGUAUUCCUCUUUGCCGCGUACUGACCAUUAUCCUCUGUUUGAGGACAUUAUAGUUCCUCGCUUGGCUUCCCGUCGUCCCCUUCUUGGUGGAACUGCCCUGUAUAGACCCUUAGACCAUCCUGAGAUUUUAAGGAUAGCUCGAAUCGCGGUUAAGCAGUACAACCGGCAGCAGAAUACACAGCUUGAGUUUGUGAGAUUGCUGAAGGCAUACAAACAAAGUGCGGUUGGUACAUUGUUUUCUCUUACUUUGGAGGCAAUUGACGUUGGUGUGAAGAAAAAGUAUUUUGCAAAAAUUUUGAGAAAUGCUAGCGAGAAUUGCAGAUUGGAGUUAGAAUCAUUUCAGCUUGUUCCUAACAAGAUUGAAACAUAAUUGGCAUGCCAGGUAACCAUUUUACAACUCUGUGGUCGGACCUUUUCAUGUCUGGUGGCCUAUAGCAAAGGAAAAAGGAGCUCAACAGAUUCUGGGUUCAAUCCCCGGUUGAAUCGUCAAUGUUUUUAGGUUUUUGAUUUUGAAUAUGUGUUCCAUCUUAAUUAAAUGGAGUCAUGUGCCUUGUCUUUUGGAAUUAAUUAUGCAAGUGAUUUUAUAUUAUGAUAUUUGGAUGGGUUGUAUCUUAUUCUAGGAUAUUUGCUGAUGGGGGUUGUGGGAUAAAAUAGGACAAUUCUUCUCUCUAGUUGGGAUGUGGACUCCGUGGUUGGCCCAUGAAAAUCAACAACUCGCUUUAGUUUGAUUUGGGACUAGAGAGAAGUCUGGGCCAUAAAAUUAUAUAUAGUCGUCGACAUUGGGUUGCUUGGGCGUCUACUUUUUUGUCCAUGUGAGCAUGAUAAUAUAUAAUUAUGACACAAUUUAGAUUUUUAUCAUAUGAUGUUGAAGGUAAA